AUGGUUGGCGCCAUGCGGUCAGCUGCAGGACUGUUCUAUGCUGCAGUCUUUGCCUUUUCGAAUCUCGCCACUGCGAGCAAUCAUGGCUCAACAAGCCUGGACACCAUGAACAAGUGCGCGAUCGAUCCAACAGCGAUGGUAUCCGACGCCUGUGUCUCUUACGGCACAAUCAACAAACUCAACGAUGAAAUCUACACUCUCCUCCAGUCAAUCACUUCCGAAACCGACUUCUUUUCCUACUACCGCUUGAACCUCUUCAAUAAAGAAUGUCCCUUCUGGUCAGAUUCAAGCAGCAUGUGCGGCAAUAUUGCGUGCUCCGUGAACACCAUCGAAUCCGAAGAAGAUAUCCCCCUCGUGUGGCGGUCGGAAGAACUGAGCAAGCUGGAAGGUCCCAAGGCAAACCAUCCACCUCGAAAAGUCCAGGCAGAGCGCCCGAAGGAGCGGCCGCUACAGGGCAUGCUUGGUGAAGGCGUUGGAGAGAGUUGUGUGGUCGAGUACGACGACGAAUGUGACGACCGGGACUACUGUGUCCCAGAAGACCAGGGCUCCGCCGGCAAGGGCGACUACGUGAGCUUAGUCGACAACCCUGAGCGAUUCACCGGAUACGCAGGAGAAGGUGCGCACCAAGUCUGGGAUGCAAUUUACCGCGAGAACUGCUUCAUGAAGCCCGUGGCCGAGGAGUUGGAGGAGCAAUCGCUCAUCGUGCCUCUCGGCGGCCUGCAGGCCGUGUCCGAUUUCCGAAGCGUCCUGCAGAAGGAGUCGCAGCGACUGGAUGGACUGCCCUUGGAUAACGAGUGCUUGGAGAAGCGAGUUUUCCACCGGCUCAUCAGCGGGAUGCACGCCUCCAUCUCCACACAUCUCUGCUGGGAUUACCUCAACCAGACAACGGGCGAGUGGCACCCCAACAUGCAGUGCUACAAGGAGCGGCUGCAUGAGCACCCGGAGCGCAUCUCCAAUAUGUAUUUCAACUACGCUCUGGUCUCGCGCGCCGUCGCCAAGCUGCGCAAGCAUCUGGAGGGGUACACAUUCUGUACUAGCGAGCCCGAACAAGACAUUGAGACUAAGCAGCGCAUCAACCAACUCACCGAGGUACUCUCACGCCCGCCGCAGAUCUUCGACGAGAACCUGAUGUUCCAGGACCCGAGCACGCAAGGACUCAAGGAGGACUUCCGCAACCGCUUCCGCAACGUCAGCCGGCUGAUGGACUGCGUGGGUUGCGACAAGUGCCGACUCUGGGGCAAGCUGCAGGUCAACGGGUACGGAACCGCCCUUAAGGUGCUUUUCGAGUACGAUGAGACCAAGAAUGGAGAGAACCCGGAGCUGCGCCGCACAGAGUUGGUGGCCCUCAUCAACACGCUCGGCCGUAUUUCACACAGUAUCGCCGCGGCGCGCAGCUUCCACGAAGCUCUGGAGGCGGGUCAAGAGAACGCUUUCCCUCUGCGACACUCUGCACCCUCGACUCAUAACCACGCCGAGGCUAAGAAUGAAGAUAAGGGACCACGAAAGUUGUUCCACGACGGUACUGGAAAGUUCUACUAUGAAAAUGACGAGGGCGACUAUAUCUAUGGACGCGAGAAGGUGGAUCGCUUGCCCUGGGAGCGUCCUCCCCGAAAUCCGGAUGCUUCUGCCUUUGAUGAUCUCAAGAGCGAGUUUGGUAUGAUCUGGGAUGUGACUGCAUAUGUUCUACGGAGCUGGUUGGAUAUUCCUCGGACAUUAAUUGAAAUCACCGUGUGGGAAGGACAACGGCUCUGGGCGUUCUGGCUGGGUCUGCCUGUACCUCCUCGUGCCUGGAAGAUCAAGGCUCCAGCAUCGGAAGCCACUCGACGGCCUCAGGCCAACCCUCACAGCGAGCUGUGA
Messenger RNA from Penicillium subrubescens, 1857 nucleotides. RefSeq names its product ER oxidoreductin. Gene Ontology annotation, cellular component: endoplasmic reticulum; endoplasmic reticulum membrane. Lineage: Eukaryota; Fungi; Ascomycota; Eurotiomycetes; Eurotiales; Aspergillaceae. The transcript is spliced from 3 exons. The record is from RefSeq and is a predicted model, not a curated record. The coding region runs from base 1 to 1857 and encodes 618 amino acids. Gene Ontology annotation, molecular function: thiol oxidase activity; protein-disulfide reductase activity; FAD binding. Gene Ontology annotation, biological process: protein folding in endoplasmic reticulum.